AUGGAGGAUCUAGUACCAUUUAAAGUUUUCACUUAUUGGAAUGAAAAUGAAAAACCUGAAGUAAGAAGAUUUGGAAUUGAAAAGAGUGUUGUAACCAGCUUCCAUUAUUUAAAUGCCAAAUUACAAGAAGCAUUCCCUGGCUUGAAAAAUAAGUACUACAAUGUCUCAUGGAAAGAUGAGGAAGGUGAUGAUGUUACCAUAUCAUCUGAUAAUGAAGUUAUGAUUGCAUUAGUGGCCAUGCAGGCCCAAAACCUAAUGAAACUCCAUAUCUACUGUAAGGAUAAAAAGCCUCAAGAUGAUGAGUGUGAUAUAGUGUUAACUGCCGUCACUAAUAAUGCAUGCUCAUCAUCAACUAUGCCUAUGCCACAUUGUGGUGUAGUGUGUGAUGGAUGUGAAUCGCCUGUGGUGGGAUUCAGGUACAAGUGUACAACAUGCGAUGAUUAUGACUUGUGCUCAAAAUGUGAAGGUGCGGGCUUGCAUCCUGAGCAUUGCAUGGUCAGGGUGCCCAUGCCUAAUAUGCCACAUACUGUCAUUAAAGCAGCCAUUAAGAGGUCUCAUCACUUCCUGAAAACUGUAUUAAGUACCAUUGAUGAGAAACACAAGAAACAACGACGAGAACGAAGCAGCGAGAGGAAACGUCAUGGACAUAGCCACGGCCAUGGUCAUGGCCAUGGUCAUCGCCACCACAGUGGUGAUCGCGAACACCAUCGACGCACUCGCACGACCUGGCUGGAAACCUUUGCUAAUUACAUGAAUGAAUUUGCAAACCUCGCUGGAGAUGUCAAUAUUGAAACAGAAAAAUCUGAUAAUCCUCAAGAAUCAAAAGCUCAAGCUGAUCCCAACAAUCCAAAUCCCAAUAAGGAACAAUCAAGUACUCAACAACAGCAAUGCCCCAUCAUUGCAGAGAAUGUAGAUAUUCAAAACAUUCAGAAACUGCUGAGUGCCUAUUUGAAUGGUGGUCUGCAUAAGCCAUCUACUUCUGCUACAAAUACCCAAUCUGAGCCUCAAAAGCCAACUAAUAUGGAUGUGGAAAUGGGUCAGGGGGAUAGAGCGGUGCCAGAAGAUACAGAGAACACACAAUCAGAGGCUUCUUCAUCAUCAUCAUCGUCAGAGGAAUCUAAAAGAGAGCCAACUCCUGAAAUAGAGAAGGACAAAGUCGAUGGAUGGACUGUAAUUAAUAAAGAAAAAGAUUUACAAGACACAAAGGUUGACUCAAACGAAGCACCAGCUAUUGGGUUCAAUCUGCCUAAGGAGUUCCAAGCGCGCAUGAAUAUUUCUGAACAGCAAAACAUUUAUCCACCUCUGAAUAUGUCAACAGCUGUAUUGAAUCCUAAAGAGGAGGAGAAAUCAACCAUUCCCACUCAGCCACAGCCACAGGGAGCGGGAGAUUCUCAAGCUUCUAAUACAGCAGCCCCUUCUGCUCCUGCAGAUAAUAAGGAACCAAGGAAGCGUCAUCCAUUAGUCCACAUUGAUGUAGCAAUCGAGCAGAUGAUGGCCAUGGGCUUCACCAACGAGGGUGGAUGGCUCACACAGCUCUUAGAAAGCAAGAAUGGAAAUAUCGCCGCAGUUCUUGACUUACUUACACCUGUCAAUCCUAAGAAG
Brenthis ino (lesser marbled fritillary) is the source of this 1602-nucleotide messenger RNA. The record is from the annotation of a GenBank genome assembly. NCBI's taxonomy places the organism in Eukaryota, Metazoa, Arthropoda, Insecta, Lepidoptera, Nymphalidae.